Messenger RNA from Perkinsus marinus ATCC 50983, 1434 nucleotides. RefSeq names its product 2-methylcitrate synthase, putative. Bases 1 to 1434 code for a protein of 477 amino acids. The transcript is spliced from 12 exons. Gene Ontology annotation, biological process: tricarboxylic acid cycle. The record is from RefSeq and is a predicted model, not a curated record. Lineage: Eukaryota; Perkinsozoa; Perkinsida; Perkinsidae. Gene Ontology annotation, molecular function: acyltransferase activity, acyl groups converted into alkyl on transfer.
AUGAACCGUCUCAACAGCGUGGCAGGUCAUGUUGUUCCCACCUUGACUAUUAUCGACAAUAGAAGUGGUAAGAAGAUAGAUGUCAAAGUGACGGAUGACACGAUAAGAGCGACUGAUCUCAAACAGUUGGGGAUUCAAACCUAUGACCCUGGGUACAUGAACACGACUUGUUGUGUAUCUCGCAUAUCCUUCAUUGACGGCAAUCGCGGUGUUUUACGUUAUAGAGGGUAUCCUAUAGAGCAGCUAGCUGAGAAGAGCUACUUUACUGAGGUGGCUUUCCUCUUGCAGUACGGAGAGUUGCCUACUAGGAAUCAGUUGAGGCGAUGGGAGCAGGAUCUUAUGCGUCACUCCAUGCUGCAUCAAGAUGUGGCUACUCUAACUUCGGCUUUCCGUUAUGAUGCUCAUCCUAUGGGUAUGUUCGUAUCGUCAAUGGCGGCCCUUGGUACUCUGCACCCCGAGACCAACCCAGCCCUUACCAGUCAGAACAUAUAUAAGGAUAAGGCGGUACGGAACAAGGAGAUCGCUCGUAUACUAGGAUCAGCUACAACCUUGGCUGCUAUGGCUUAUAGGCAUCGUAUGGGGAGGCCUUUUAAUAUACCCAAUUCGGACCUGGGCUACACUGAGAAUUUUUUAUACAUGCUGGAUGUCUCACAUGAGGGUACGAGAUACAGGCCGCAUCCAAAACUGGUGAAGGCCUUGGACGUCUUGUUCGUGCUACACGCCGAACAUGAGCUCAAUUGCUCUACUAGUGCUAUGCGCCAUCUCACUUCGAGCAAUGUUGAUGUUUACACAGCUUGUGCCGCAGCUGCCGGGGCCUUGUAUGGGCCACGCCAUGGUGGUGCCAACGAGGCUGUAUUACGCAUGUUGGAGAGGAUCGGCUCUCUCGAGAAUGUCCCUAAUUUUGUCGAAAAGGUGAAACAGCGCAAGGAGCUCCUCAUGGGUUUCGGUCAUCGAGUAUACAAGCAUUAUGAUCCUAGAGCUACCAUUGUGAGGCAGAUAGCUGAGGACGUUUUCGAGAUCUGUGGUCGAGAGCCUUUAAUAGAGGUUGCUAUGGAGCUUGAGCGUAUCGCUUUGUCGGAUCCAUACUUCAAGGAUAGAAAACUUUAUCCCAACGUAGACUUCUACUCUGGGUUGAUAUAUAAGGCCAUGGGCUUUCCUACCGAUAUGUUCCCCAUACUUUUUACGGUGCCGAGAUUGGCUGGAUGGCUUGCGCAUUGGUCAGAGUGGAUCGAUGAUCCGGAAAAUAGGAUCUACCGUCCAUUCCAGGUAUACAAGGGUUAUGAUAAGCGAGAUUAUGAACAAGUAUAUGAUCGAAGUGAGAGGGUUCACAGUAAAGAGCUGAAGGUGAAGCGAAGCGCCUUCAAUAGGCGACGUGAUGCCAGUCUACAGUCCGCGGCGGCUGAUAGGAGUGAGUACGAAUGGAUCAAGGACUAG